Xyrauchen texanus (razorback sucker) is the source of this 945-nucleotide messenger RNA. RefSeq names its product cyclin-O protein B-like. The transcript has 3 exons. Gene Ontology annotation, biological process: regulation of cyclin-dependent protein serine/threonine kinase activity; mitotic cell cycle phase transition. The record is from RefSeq and is a predicted model, not a curated record. The coding region runs from base 1 to 945 and encodes 314 amino acids. Lineage: Eukaryota; Metazoa; Chordata; Actinopteri; Cypriniformes; Catostomidae. Gene Ontology annotation, molecular function: cyclin-dependent protein serine/threonine kinase regulator activity. Gene Ontology annotation, cellular component: nucleus; cytoplasm; centrosome.
AUGUCAACAUUAAGUGACUCAGGCUUUGAAGAGGACCUUCAGAGUUCUCCGGCAGUCAAGUGGACAGAAGAUUAUAGCAUCAGACUGACACUGGACUGGGAUGGGUGCGAUUAUGAAGAGUGCUGCUUCAUCAUUCAGAGACACAAUGAGCAGCAGUUUCUGGCGCAGAACUGUCUGGAUAAUCAACCGCAGAUCACCGCAGACGCUCGCAGCAGACUGGUCAGCUGGCUCAUAGCUGUACACAGACAGCUCAAACUAUCCUUUGAAUCAUGCUGUUUGGCCGUUAAUAUCAUGGACCGUUUUUUGAUCACAACCUCAGUUGCUGCCGACUGUUUCCAGUUACUGGGAGUGACAUCUUUGCUGAUCGCAACAAAACAAGUUGAAGUAUGUUCACCUCGCAUCAAAGAACUUCUCUCACUUUGCUGCAACUCUUUUUCCAGGGAACAACUAUGCAAUCUUGAGUGCCUUAUUCUUCUUAGACUCAAUUUUAGACUGGCUGCACCUACCCUAGCUUUCUUUCUGGACUAUUUUACCAGUCGUGGCCUUCUUGGUCAUCAACCUAGUGGACCCUCGGUCACUACACAGGAUAGAAUUAGAUGGAAAAAGCACGGAGCUUCUGAAGACCAAGAUUCUAGUACAAAGAAGCUGAAUUGGUUGGCUUGCAAAGUCUGUGAACUGAGUUUGGCGGACUACACGUUUAACAAGUAUAUACCUUCUGUCAUUGUACAUUGUGCUAUAAAAUUAGCAAAAGAUCUUCUGAAGAUAUCGUCAAUUCAAUCUACAGACAACAACACUGGCUCAACAAAGACAUUUAAUUCAUUCUGUUUGAAUGAAAACCAACUACUUACCUGUGAGAAUCAGGUUUUAUUUAAACAAUGCACUGAAGAUCUGAAAUUGUUAGUUUCUCUUAAUCAAGAUGCAGUCCAAGACUUCAUAUCACUUUAA